This is a messenger RNA of Closterium sp. NIES-65, 1059 nucleotides long. NCBI's taxonomy places the organism in Eukaryota, Viridiplantae, Streptophyta, Zygnematophyceae, Desmidiales, Closteriaceae. The record is from the annotation of a GenBank genome assembly.
AUGGCUUCCCCAAGGGCAGACUCGAUUGCGCGAAAGCCCGCGAGCCCGUGGUUGAAAGCGGCUGCUGUCAUCCUUCUCCUUGCCGCGUUGCUCGCCGCCUUGCUCGUCCCGCUCUUCCCCCCGUCUGACUCGUCCGGCGGGGGACGCGCGUUGCUGUUGAGAGACGUCACGCGCGGCGCCGCGCUUCUACUACCACCCGAUGCGCGCGCGCCAUGGCAGCGCAGCGCGCUGGAUGCGGCAUCAUGGCUCGCGGCGGACGACGUCUCCUCGCGGCCCGCGCGCUUCUACAUCCGCAGUCACGGGUUUCCCGGCCCCGUACCGUGGACGUGGGUGCAAGGCGCGCUCCGCGACGAGUUCACACUGGGCGGCCGCAUCCAGGUGCGUCCGCGCUUCUUCGGCAAAGAAGCAGUGGACUCGGGCAAGCAGCUCAAGGCGUGGCGCAACGAGGAGAUCGCUCACAACGUGAACCUCGCUCGCGCCCGCAAUGCGAGCUUUGGGUCGUACGGGCCCAACGCCACGGCCGCAUUCCUGCAGGCGUUCGAGCGCUACCCCGUGAGCGGCAAGUCCGUUCUCGUCAUCGGCAGCCAGCGGCCGUGGGUGGAGGCGAUCUGCCUCUCAUUCAAUGCAGGCACAAUCACAACCGUAGAUUUCAACAAGCCCGUCUCAUCUCAUCCUCGGCUGCGGCUGAUGACAGUGGAGGAGCUGGAGGGCACGGACGAGGUGUUUGACGUGGUGGUGUCGUUCUCCUCGCUGGAGCACGACGGGCUGGGGCGCUAUGGCGACCCCAUCAACCCCUUCGGCGACCUGCAGCGCAUGCAGAAGAUCCAGGGCUUGCUCAAACCAACAGGGAGGCUCUUCCUCGGCCUGCCAGUUGGCAAUGACACUCUGGUAUACAACUCACACCGCAUCUAUGGGCCUAUCCGCAUGCCACUGCUUCUUUCCGGGUGGACGCUGCUGGAUGUGUUUGGAGCUAGCAGCUUGGAGCAACUGUACCGCGAGCAUCAACAUGCAGGAUACCACCAACCACUCAUCGUCCUGUCUAAGGGCAAAUCACCCUAG